Molecule: messenger RNA, 1994 nt
Organism: Drosophila santomea
Lineage: Eukaryota; Metazoa; Arthropoda; Insecta; Diptera; Drosophilidae
Gene: LysRS
Product: lysine--tRNA ligase
Exons: 4
Coding region: 48-1883 (611 amino acids)
Biological process (GO): lysyl-tRNA aminoacylation
Cellular component (GO): mitochondrion; cytosol; aminoacyl-tRNA synthetase multienzyme complex
Molecular function (GO): lysine-tRNA ligase activity; tRNA binding; ATP binding
Source: RefSeq, a predicted model, not a curated record
GUUGCAUGUGUGCCGCUCGCUGAUGAAAUACGCUGCUUAAAAUAACAAUGUUCGCUCGCUGCGCCCUAAGAACCGUGCAGGGGGCGUGGCCUCGAUGCAGAUACGUCGGAAUUCGGCCACUGGCCGCCGGUUUCCACGUGAGCGCAUCGCAAUUGCAGCCAAGCAAGCAGACCAAACUUGAGCUAAAGCGUCGCCUGAAGGCCGAGCAAAAGGCCAAGGAGAAGGCCGAAAAGGCGGCCGCUGCACCGGCUCCCGAAGGAGCUGCUGGCAAGAAGAAGAGCAGCGCCGCCGAGGAGGAGGAGAUCUCGCCCAAUGAGUACUUUAAGCUGCGCUCCGCUGCCGUCCAGGAGCUGAAGCGUACGCCCGAAACGGAUCCCUAUCCACACAAGUUCCAUGUGAGCAGCUCGCUGGAGGACUUCAUUGCCAAGUAUGAGACUAGCUUGAAGGAGGGCGAGACGCUGGAGAAUGUGAAACUGAGUGUGGCUGGCCGUGUGCAUGCCAUCCGCGAGUCGGGCGCCAAGCUCAUCUUCUACGAUCUGCGCGGCGAGGGUGUCAAGGUGCAGGUGAUGGCCAGCGCCAAGUCUUACAAGUCGGAGGCGGAUUUCGAGACCGAUACCGCCAAGCUGCGACGUGGCGACAUCAUCGGCGUGAUCGGACAUCCCGGCAAGACCAAGAAGGGUGAACUGUCCGUGAUGCCCAGCGAGAUCAAGCUGCUGUCGCCGUGUCUACACAUGCUGCCCCAUCUGCAUUUCGGCUUGAAGGACAAGGAGACGCGCUAUCGCCAGCGCUACCUCGAUCUCAUUCUCAACAACAAAGUGCGCGAGAACUUCCAGAUCCGUGCCAAGAUCAUAUCGUACGUUCGCCAGUUCCUGGAUCGUCUGGGUUUCCUGGAGAUCGAGACGCCCAUGAUGAACAUGAUAGCCGGUGGUGCCACUGCCAAGCCCUUUGUGACGCAUCACAAUGACCUAAAGAUGGACCUGUUCAUGCGCAUUGCACCCGAGCUGUACCACAAGAUGCUGGUGGUAGGUGGACUCGAUCGCGUGUACGAGAUCGGACGGCAGUUCCGUAACGAGGGCAUCGACCUCACCCACAAUCCCGAAUUCACCACGUGCGAGUUCUACAUGGCGUAUGCCGACUACGCCGACAUUAUGGACAUCACCGAGCAGUUGGUCUCGGGAAUGGUGAAGGCGAUCCGUGGCUCCUACAAGAUCACCUAUCAUCCGGAGGGUCCCGAGGGACCUGAGCAAGAACUGGACUUUACGCCGCCAUUCAAGCGCGUAUCCAUGAUCAAAACGCUGGAGGAGAAGCUGCAGGUGAAGUUCCCGGCGGCCGAUACCUUCAAUUCGCCGGAGACAAAUCAGUUCCUGUCCCAGUUGUGCGCCAAGCACCAGGUCGAGUGCCCCGCUCCGCGCACCACCGCCCGCUUGCUGGACAAGCUCGUCGGCGAGUUCAUUGAGGAGUUUUGCGUGAAUCCGACGUUCAUCUGCGAGCAUCCGCAGAUCAUGUCGCCGCUGGCCAAAUACCAUCGCAGUAUUCCCGGCCUGACGGAGCGUUUCGAGCUGUUCGUGGCCAAGAAAGAGAUCUGCAACGCCUACACCGAGUUGAACGAUCCGGUUGUGCAGCGCGAGCGUUUCGAGCAGCAGGCCAGCGAUAAGGCGGCCGGAGAUGACGAGGCCCAGCUGGUCGACGAGAACUUCUGCACGUCCCUUGAGUACGGACUGCCGCCCACUGGCGGUUUCGGCAUGGGCAUCGAUCGCCUGGCCAUGUUCCUCACGGACUCCAACAACAUCAAGGAGGUUCUGCUGUUCCCCGCCAUGAAACCGGAGGAUGCCAACCGCAUGGCAGCGGAAACUGCUCCCGCCGCCGCUGCCGCCCAGCAGUAGAUGGCCACCACCAUCGCUCACUCCACUCAACCCCAAUCCCUGUACGUUACGCUGGUUCCGGACUAGUCCCAGAUGCUAAGUUAUUCAACCAAUAAACAUUUUUUUCCAAUA